Molecule: messenger RNA, 2337 nt
Organism: Diaporthe citri
Lineage: Eukaryota; Fungi; Ascomycota; Sordariomycetes; Diaporthales; Diaporthaceae
Exons: 3
Coding region: 1-2337 (778 amino acids)
Source: RefSeq, a predicted model, not a curated record
AUGAUGGAGGCUGUGGUGGAGGAGACAGGCCAUUUGGAGGCCAACAAAGAGGUCGGAUUUGAAGACGACAGCGUUAGCGCGAUCCAGGACGAGGAGUUUGACUUCGAUAUCGGUGGCCCUGGAGACGACCUGGAAGAAGCGUUGGGUGGGCCCGAAUCCACUCACGAUGUUCUGGCGUAUCACACCGAAAACAAUGACGCACUCCACGACGCUCGCACACACUCGACACAAGAUCAGGGCGCGCAGGAAGCCGUUGAUGAGUCUCACGAAGAUGGGAUUCCUGGCCAGGACCAGGAUCAACAUGAUCUAGAGAUACCCGCUUUUGACACUUCAGUCGACGCUGAGGGUGUUGAACAAGCCUACCAAUUUGAUGAUGCACGAGGUGACCAGACUGAAGGCGAAAAUGCUCAACAGGCAGACGACGCGCAGUAUGGUGGGGAGGGCGAGAAAGACCAAGAGGAUGUCUACUUGGAAGACACGGCAGAAGAGCUUGGAAGCUUCGUUGAUGUUGGUCAACAAAAUGAAGAGCUAGCCCAAAGCACAACGGUUGCUACGGAGGCUGCCGAGUUCUCGCACCUGGAGGAUGGGCACUUCGAAGACGAUAUACGUGAUGAAGGUAUCAGCGCCGAAGAAAUUGGUGUGAUUCAGUCACGGGACGACACGCAGCCGUUGGCGGACAGCAACUACUUCGACGAGAUAGCUGGGAAUGAAACAACAGCAAUGGAACCUCACAGCGAGGAGAUCGCCCAGGAUACGAGUCCUGGACACGAUUCUUACCCCGUGGACACUGCCGCGGACCAGACCGGUACAGGUACAACCUCUGGUUUGGACGACGCAGGUGGCCAAGAGGCGGAGUCGUCCAAGAGCUCGGAGAAGCACCCCCGUGUGAGGGUAUCCUAUGGAACAGCAGAGUUUUAUCUCUUUGCAGAGUCACCUGAUGCUGAUCCCGAUGAUUACUUUUUCGAGAACGCAGAUGUACUUCAUCAGCCUUUAUCUCAGUUCCUACCAAAACUUCGCCAAGUCAUUACGGAGGACUUGCAAGCUUCCGACGAGCUUGUCGUGAAAGUGGAUGGACUCGGACUGGAGUUUGGAGAGGCAACAACGAAAGAUUUUCUAGAGCACACGACUUUUGCUCAAGUUCUAGAGCUGUACGAUCGACUUGUGAAGCUUGACCAUGAUUCUUCCGAAUCUCCGGAGCUCUACAUAUACCUGGAAACGAGACCAAACUGUCUGUACCGGCUCACAGAACUCACCAACAACGCAAACAAGGGUAAGGGACUAUCUCAGGUAGCAUUCUACUACGAGGGAACUCCCGACUUCGCAGCCAUCGAGGAGGAGUCAAACGAUUAUGACGGAGGCGGCCAGGGUAUGGGCUCUGACAACGCGUCUGAUAACGGGUCGAAUGACCAAAUCGAAGGAGAUUUGAGUGCGACUCAUGAGGAUGAGCAACCCUACAACCCUUUUCGACUGAGUGAGAGCCAACAGCAGGCCAUGGACUCCUCACACUCCGCUCUUGCGGAGGGAGAAGUGGUGAACGAUUCACUCUCGGCAGACGGUGACGAAGCUCAUGCCGCUUAUGAGGACGACAACGACGAGUCCUUCUCUGGUGAAGUGGGAGAUGACCUGGAACUUGCGGCAAGGGAGGUCUUGCGCGAUGUAAACGCGCCCGAAGCCCAACAGGACUCUGAUAUGGUACCCGGUGAGGAUGAAGAUCUCGCUGCGGAAGCCGCGAAUGAUGAGCCUGAGAACCCGCAUUACAUGGAGGAAGACCUCCCUGGUGGGGAAGAAGCUGCGGGAACGGAAGCAGACGCUGAGGCCGAAAACGAAAACUUCCAGGAAGAUGAAGGCCAUACUGAUGAGAGCACAUCGGCUGACUUCAAUAUGCAAGACUACGAAACAGCGGAAAACGACGACUACCUUGACAUCGGGGCGACCGAAGAGGAGCCGACCGAGUCUGCAGAAUAUGCAGCGUCUGCAGGCACACCUGAACCAACCUCGCACGAUUCGAGCGCCACGGCAACCCUAGACGGAGAAGGCCAAGGCCAUGGCGACGAUGUGUCUGCGACCCAGGCGUUGGCCGAUGCGGGUCAUCUGAUUCAGACCACGUCACAGCCGGAGCCUGGCCCUCCAGAGACUGAGACCGACGAGAUCCACUGGAACGACGAUGAUGACGCCGAAAAUGACUACGAAGACGACGAGGUUGACACUGCGAAUCAGAACCAGACCGACCUGUCUCCUUCGAGUCUCUCUAUCAAGAGAGGCAGACAAGCAGACGAGGACGAUGUUGGUCUAGGUGACGAUAGUACGUCGUCGGACCUAGAUGACUGCCCGAUGUAG